CAAACAAGGAGAAAUUGAACAAUCAGAUGAUUCUAAUAAUAUUACAAAUUCAUCAAAGGCCGUAAGAUAUGAUUCUUCAAGAAAUAUUACUAAAAAAGUAGCAAAAUCUAAUCACAUCUGA
This is a messenger RNA of Racocetra fulgida, 121 nucleotides long. The record is from the annotation of a GenBank genome assembly. NCBI's taxonomy places the organism in Eukaryota, Fungi, Glomeromycota, Glomeromycetes, Diversisporales, Gigasporaceae.